This is a messenger RNA of Candidozyma haemuli, 375 nucleotides long. RefSeq names its product RNA binding protein. Gene Ontology annotation, molecular function: RNA binding. Lineage: Eukaryota; Fungi; Ascomycota; Pichiomycetes; Serinales; Metschnikowiaceae. Gene Ontology annotation, biological process: mRNA splicing, via spliceosome; maturation of SSU-rRNA; ribosome biogenesis. The transcript has a single exon. Gene Ontology annotation, cellular component: small-subunit processome; U4/U6 x U5 tri-snRNP complex; box C/D methylation guide snoRNP complex. Bases 1 to 375 code for a protein of 124 amino acids. The record is from RefSeq and is a predicted model, not a curated record.
AUGUCUAACCCAAAAGCCUUCCCAUUGGCCGACUCCGCCUUGACCCAGCAAAUCUUGGACGUUGUUUCCCAGUCCCAGAACUUGAGACAGCUCAAGAAGGGUGCUAACGAAGCCACCAAGACCUUGAACAGAGGUAUCUCUGAGUUUAUCAUCAUGGCCGCUGACACCGAGCCAAUUGAAAUCUUGUUGCACUUGCCUUUGUUGUGUGAGGACAAGAACGUUCCUUACGUUUUCGUUCCUUCCAAGACUGCCUUGGGCAGAGCUUGUGGUGUGUCCAGAGCUGUCAUUGCCGCCUCUGUCACCUCCAACGACGCUUCUUCGAUCAAGAACCAGAUCUACGGUAUCAAGGACAAGAUCGAGACCUUGUUAAUUUAG